AUGUUGUCAUUCAGAAGGUUUGGAUCAACAUACGCACAAUCACAGAUACUAAGGAAAUACCCCAUAGGUGGUAUUUUGCAUGGAUAUGAAAUUAGAAGAGUGUUACCUGUUCCAGAGUUGAAGUUGAUAGCAGUUGAUUUAAAACAUGAAGUUACAGGUGCUGAACAUUUACAUGUAGAUAGAGACGAUAAGAAUAAUGUUUUCAGCAUUGGGUUUAAAACUAACCCCCCAGACUCAACUGGUGUACCACAUAUUUUAGAACAUACGACAUUAUGCGGUUCCGUGAAAUAUCCUGUUAGAGAUCCUUUUUUUAAAAUGCUCAAUAGAUCAUUAUCGAAUUUUAUGAAUGCUAUGACUGCACAUGAUUAUACCUUCUUUCCAUUUGCUACCACUAAUCAAAAUGAUUUUAAAAAUUUAAGAGAUGUCUAUAUUGACGCUACAUUAAGACCGUUAUUAAAAGCUGAAGAUUUUUUCCAAGAAGGUUGGAGACUAGAGAAUAAAGAUUUGACUGAUCCAAAAAGUGAUUUGCAAUUCAAAGGUGUUGUUUACAAUGAAAUGAAAGGUCAGAUAUCAAAUGCGAACUAUUAUUUCUGGACAAAAUUUCAAGAAAGUUUAUACCCUUCUUUAAAUAAUUCUGGUGGUGACCCUACAAAAAUCACGAACUUGAGAUACGAAGACUUAGUGGAGUUCCAUGAGAAGAAUUACCAUCCUUCAAACUCAAAAACAUUUACAUAUGGUAAUUUCCCACUCAUCGAUAGUUUAAAAUAUUUAAACAGUGAAUUGAAAGGUUAUGGUAAGAGGAGUAAUAAAACCCCAGCAUUACUACCGAUUGAUAUAAAAGAAAACAUUUCAGUUCCGGAAGUAGGUCAAAUGGACCCAAUGUUACCUCCAGAAAAACAACUUACAUCGUCAUUGACGUGGGUUUGUGGAGAUCCUCAUGAUACUUAUGAAGUUUUCUUACUUGGCGUUUUGGGCAACCUCUUACUUGAUGGUCAUUCAUCUCCAUUUUAUAAGAAUUUAAUUGAAUCUGGUAUUGGAACUGAUUUUUCAGUAAACACUGGAAUGGAAACAACGACUGCAAAGAAUUUCUUCACUGUAGGUGUUCAAGGUCUAGAAAACAUUGAUCGUUUUAAAAAUGCUGUGAAAGAUACUUUUAAAAUGAUAAUUGAUACUCCAUUUGAUGACAAAAAAGUUGACGCUAUCAUACAACAAAUUGAAUUAUCAAAAAAAGACCAGAAAGUUGACUUUGGUUUACAGAUACUAUAUUCAAUUCUUCCAGGAUGGAUGAAUAGCAGAGAUCCAUUUGCUAAUUUAUCAAUUGAUAAUAUAUUAAAUAGGUUCAAAGAAGAAUGGAGUUCUCAAGGUGAUGCAUUAUUCAAAAAUCUAUUAAAAAAAUACUUAAUAGAUACUCCUUCGUUUGAAUUUACUAUGAAGGGAGUACCAAAUUUCACUGACAUGUUAGAAAAGGAAGAGUCUGAAAGACUUCUUAGAAAAACAGCAAAUUUAAAUGAGCAAGAUAAGAAAGUAAUUUUUGAAAGAGGUUUGUUAUUGCAAGAAAAGCAAAACGAGAAACAAGAUCUCUCCUGUCUACCUAGUUUAUCUGUUGAUGAUAUUUCCAGAAACGGUGAUGACUUUGCCUUGGCUAAGGAUUCUACCAUGUACACUAGAUUGACUGAUACUAAUGGUCUUACAUAUGUCAGAGGUAAAAUAAAUUUAAAGAAUGUUAUUUCAAAAGAUUUAUAUCCCUACCUUUCUUUAUUUGCUGAUUCGUUAACCCAUCUAGGUACAUCCACAGAAGAUUAUUCUGAAAUUGAAAAUGAGAUUAAAUUAUUUACAGGAGGAAUUAGCGCAAGCAUCGAUGUAGUAUCUAAUCCAGUUGAUAUGAGUCCAGAGCUUUUCUUUAAAUUUAAUGGAUGGAGUUUAAAUUCAAAAGUGGAACAUAUCACAGAUUUAUGGUCUAAAGUUUUACUAAAUACUGACUUUAAAAAGCACAGUAAUAAGUUAAAGGUGCUAAUAAAAUCAACUGUCUCUUCGAAUACAUCUAGCAUUGCUGAAUCUGGACAUUCAUACGCUAAGCUAUAUUCUUCAGCACAGAUAAGAGCCAAAAACUCCAUAGAGGAAUGUUUCGGUGGUAUAGAACAAGUUAAUUUCAUGAAUAAAUUAAAUUCUUUGAUUGACGAUGAUGCCUUAUUGCAAACGGAAGUUAUUGACAAAUUAAUUGAAAUUCAAAAAUUGGUUAUCACAUCUAAUAAAUUAGAGUUUUUAAUCACCACAGAUACCAAUGAGCAAAUUGAUUCAGUAAAGAAGUUAUUAAAAUCUUUUGCAGGAAAUUUUCCAACUUUUGGCGAGAAAUCUGUUAAUGGUAUUGAAGGUAAAAACUUUCCUUUAUUGAAGUCUACCUCUCCGAUGUCUAACACUUUGAUUAAAUUUCCGUUCCAAGUACAUUACACUUCUAAAGCACUCCCUGGGGUUUCUUAUAACAACAAGGACGGUGCGUCGUUACAAGUAUUGGCAAACAUGCUUACAUAUAAACAUCUUCAUAAGGAAGUUAGAGAAAAAGGUGGCGCUUACGGAGGAGGUUCAACAUACAAUGCACUAGAUGGUGUAUUUAGUUACUAUUCUUAUAGGGACCCAAAUCCUUUACAAUCAUUAGAAACAUUUGACAACUGUCCACAAUAUAUUUUACAAGAUUCGAAAUGGACAAUCAAUGACAUCAAUGAAGCUAAACUGACAAUAUUCCAACAAGUUGAUGCUCCUAUGCCACGUAAAAAUGAAGGUGUAUCUCUUUUUAACAGCGGUGUCACUGAUGCUAUGAGACAAAAGAGAAGAGAAGCACUAUUAGAUGUGAAAUUGUCUGAUGUGUAUGCCGCAGCAGAAAAAUAUCUAGUGAAUUCAAAUACUAAGAGUACAGUCAUUGGGCCUUUAAUCGAUGAUAAAAUAACUGAUCCGACAUGGGAAAUCAAAUAA
Molecule: messenger RNA, 2967 nt
Organism: Tetrapisispora phaffii CBS 4417
Lineage: Eukaryota; Fungi; Ascomycota; Saccharomycetes; Saccharomycetales; Saccharomycetaceae
Gene: CYM1
Product: pitrilysin family metalloprotease
Exons: 1
Coding region: 1-2967 (988 amino acids)
Biological process (GO): protein processing
Cellular component (GO): mitochondrial matrix
Molecular function (GO): metal ion binding
Source: RefSeq, a predicted model, not a curated record